AUGCUGGGAAAGAGAUUAACCCAACUUGAUGACAAUGAAUCUCAUUGUGAAGAAACUAUGGUAGCAAGUCAGGAUGAAGGAAGAGUUGAUGGUGCCUCAAAGCAUGUAUGGUAUAGUUAUGUGUGGUCUCUGUCACAAACUGCCGUUGAGUUUGCAGAUCGGUAUAACACCGCCCUCGUUUGCCACAGAUGGUGCUUCCUGGCAUGUCACCCUCGGCUAUGGUUGCGAGUAGAUCGGUCUGUGAAAGAUUUAUCUCAGCCUGGAGUUUUUCCCAGCAUUGAAACAGCUGUCUCUGCUGCAAGUCCUGGUGAUACCAUUCUGAUUGCGGCUGGAGGAAGUCAUGUUGCUUCUAAUAUUCAGAUUAAGAAGCCACUUUGCCUGAUUGGUGGGGGCGAGCUUCCUGACAAUACAACACUCAUCUGUUCCCGGGGUUCGGACAGUGCACUGGAGUUCCUGUCAACCUGCAAACUGUCGAACUUGACAGUGAAAGCGGAACUAGGUUGCUGCUUGCUUCAUAGGAGUGGGAGGCUGACAAUUGAUGGGUGCAUUCUUCAAUGUGAAUCAAACCCAUUGGAUCAUCUCUCCCAUGCUAUUGUGAGCACAGCCAGUGGCCCUGAGGUGCUCCAAUCCUCAUUGGAGAGUUGUGACAAUCGUGUUUCUGUUUCUCGAACUCGAAUUGAAGGCGGUGCAAAGGCUGUUUUGACAAGUGGAACCCUUGCGUUGCAGCGAGUUCGUGUCAUUUAUGCUCGGACUUCCCUCUUUUUCUGGUUUGAUGUAGAGCAUCGUUAUGUGUGGUCUCUGUCACAAACUGCCGUUGAGUUUGCAGAUCGGUAUAACACCGCCCUCGUUUGCCACAGAUGGUGCUUCCUGGCAUGUCACCCUCGGCUAUGGUUGCGAGUAGAUCGGUCUGUGAAAGAUUUAUCUCAGCCUGGAGUUUUUCCCAGCAUUGAAACAGCUGUCUCUGCUGCAAGUCCUGGUGAUACCAUUCUGAUUGCGGCUGGAGGAAGUCAUGUUGCUUCUAAUAUUCAGAUUAAGAAGCCACUUUGCCUGAUUGGUGGGGGCGAGCUUCCUGACAAUACAACACUCAUCUGUUCCCGGGGUUCGGACAGUGCACUGGAGUUCCUGUCAACCUGCAAACUGUCGAACUUGACAGUGAAAGCGGAACUAGGUUGCUGCUUGCUUCAUAGGAGUGGGAGGCUGACAAUUGAUGGGUGCAUUCUUCAAUGUGAAUCAAACCCAUUGGAUCAUCUCUCCCAUGCUAUUGUGAGCACAGCCAGUGGCCCUGAGGUGCUCCAAUCCUCAUUGGAGAGUUGUGACAAUCGUGUUUCUGUUUCUCGAACUCGAAUUGAAGGCGGUGCAAAGGCUGUUUUGACAAGUGGAACCCUUGCGUUGCAGCGAGUUCGUGUCAUUUAUGCUCGGACUUCCCUCUUUUUCUGGUUUGAUGUAGAGCAUCGGUAA
Messenger RNA from Ilex paraguariensis (yerba mate), 1458 nucleotides. The record is from the annotation of a GenBank genome assembly. NCBI's taxonomy places the organism in Eukaryota, Viridiplantae, Streptophyta, Magnoliopsida, Aquifoliales, Aquifoliaceae.